CUGCCCGUUGCCGAGAUGGCGGCGGGCGGGAGCGGCCGCGGCUGCGCGGUGCAGCGGUGCAUGCCGGGCGUGCCGCCCGCCGUGACGCUGCACAUCGCACCCGGCUCCGCCACCGGGCCCGCGGCCAUGGCGGGCGUGAAGGUGAUCGCCAACGACACGGAGUUCCAGCCCGAGCUGAGCGCCGCCGGCUCCCGCCUGGCCGUGGUGAAGUUCACCAUGAGGGGGUGCGGGCCCUGCCUGCGGAUCGCGCCCGCCUUCAGCGCCCUCAGCAACAAAUACCCGCAGGCAACCUUCCUGGAGGUGGACGUGCACCAGUGCCAGGGCACGGCUGCCACCAACAACAUCUCGGCGACGCCCACCUUCCUGUUCUUCCGCAACAAAGUGCGCAUCGACCAGUACCAGGGCGCCGACGCCGUGGGGCUGGAGGACAAGAUCAAGCAGCACCUGGAGAACGACCCUGGCAGCAGCGAGGACACGGACAUCCCCAAGGGAUACAUGGAUCUGCUGCCCUUCAUCAACAAGGCUGGCUGCGAGUGCCUCAACGAGAGCGACGAGCACGGCUUCGAGAACUGCCUGCGCAAGGACUCCUCCUACCUGGAGUCUGACUGCGACGAGCAGCUGCUCAUCACUGUCGCUUUCAGCCAGCCUGUCAAGCUGUACUCCAUGAAACUUCAGGGGCCGGACAAUGGGCAAGGCCCCAAGUGCAUCAAGAUCUUCACCAACCUGCCGCGCUCCAUGGACUUCGAGGAGGCGGAGCGCAGCGAGCCCACGCAGGCGCUGCAGCUGGGCCCCGAGGACAUCCGGGAGGAUGGCAUCGUGCAGCUGCGCUACGUCAAGUUCCAGAACGUCAACAGCGUCACCUUGUUUGUGCAGUCCAACCACGGCGCCGAGGAGACGACGAGGAUCACGUACUUCACCUUCAUUGGCACGCCAGUGCAGGCCACCAACAUGAACGACUUCAAACGGGUGGUGGGCAAGAAGGGCGAGAGCCACUAGAGGGAGGCCGGGACCCCUCCGCACGGCCGGGGGCGCGGCGGGAGCGGCGGGCACCGAUGGGCUCCUUCCUCCCGCCCUGGAGCCGCGCUCGCAGCCCUGCACUGCUGCUGCACUGCUGCUGCUGCACUGCUGCUGCUGCAUUGUAAAUAAAGCUGCUGGUUUUGCCAA
Molecule: messenger RNA, 1164 nt
Organism: Passer domesticus (house sparrow)
Lineage: Eukaryota; Metazoa; Chordata; Aves; Passeriformes; Passeridae
Product: thioredoxin-like protein 1
Exons: 8
Coding region: 16-996 (326 amino acids)
Cellular component (GO): cytosol
Molecular function (GO): protein-disulfide reductase activity
Source: RefSeq, a predicted model, not a curated record